Messenger RNA from Telopea speciosissima, 2562 nucleotides. Its product is annotated as 65-kDa microtubule-associated protein 3-like. Gene Ontology annotation, biological process: microtubule cytoskeleton organization. Gene Ontology annotation, molecular function: microtubule binding. Lineage: Eukaryota; Viridiplantae; Streptophyta; Magnoliopsida; Proteales; Proteaceae. The transcript is spliced from 14 exons. The record is from RefSeq and is a predicted model, not a curated record. Bases 277 to 2433 code for a protein of 718 amino acids. Gene Ontology annotation, cellular component: spindle; cytoplasm.
UUUCUAAAGUCUCUAACGGCUACUUGUCUCUCUCUCUCCGCUUCCCAAGGCUCUUUCCGUUCUCCGUCCCUCCCUCUCCCUCUCUAUCUUUGGUACACUUGAUCAACCGCUGGUUUUUGCAAAGUUUCCAGAAAAAACCUGCAAUUUGCCAGCAUUUUCUCAAUAAACCUCGAUCGCUCCGUCGGGCAACUCAUUCUCUGUCGGAGCCUUCGGAUCAGUAAACAAUAGAAACAUCAUUAAUUUGUUGUUUGAUCAGAGAGAAAUAUUUGCUUCAACAUGUCUGGUCUCCAAGAUGAUAAGUUUUCGCAUAUGGAAACAACUUGUGGAUCUCUUCUCUAUGAACUUAAGAUUAUAUGGGAUGAAGUUGGCGAGUCUGAUGGUGAAAGGGAUAAAAUGCUAUUAGAAUUAGAAGAAGAGUGUCUAGAGGUAUACAGAAGGAAGGUGGAUCAGGCAAAUCGCUGUAGGGCUCAGCUACGGCAAACAAUUGCAGAUUCUGAGGCAGAGCUCGCAAGCAUCUGCUCGGCAAUGGGUGACCGUCCAGUGCAUAUCCGGCAGUCUGAUCAGAAUGCUGGAAGUUUAAAAGAAGAGCUUAUGGCCAUUCUUCGAGAACUGGAGGAGAUGCGAAAGAGGAAAUGUGAGAGAAGGAACCAAUUCAUUGACAUCCUUCAGCAAAUACAAAAGAUCUCAAAUGAGAUCUGUGGAUCCACAAAAUAUAAUCCAUCCAAUAUUAUGGUGGAUGAAACUGAUUUGUCCUUACGAAAGCUUGAAGAGUUGAACAGGCAGCUGCAGGCACUUCAAAAGGACAAGGGAGAACGUCUGAAACAGGUUCAAGACCACCUUUACACUCUGAACACACUAUGUUUAGUGCUUGGAAUGGAUUUCGAGCGCACAGUUAAUGAGGUCCACCCCAGUUUGGAUGAUUCUGAGGGAACAAAGAACAUUAGUGACAAUACAAUUGAGAGGUUGGCUACUGCAAUUCAGACGCUGCGAAAGGUCAAGAUAGAGAGGAUGCAGAAACUUCAAGAUCUGGCAACAACAAUGUUGGAGCUGUGGAAUUUAAUGGAUACACCAAUUGAGGAGCAGCUGAUGUUUCAGAAUGUCACCCGUAACAUAGCUGCUUCCGAACAUGAAGUAACAGAACCCAACAUACUCUCUGAGGACUUCAUUAAUUAUGUUGGGGCAGAAGUAUCAAGACUUGAAGAACUGAAAGCAGGCAAGAUGAAAGAGCUUGUUCUGAGGAAGAGAUCAGAGUUGGAGGAGAUUUGGCGGCGGACACGCAUGGUAGCAGAGGCAGAUAGUGCAAUGGAAUACGCAAUUGAAGCUAUUGAAUCAGGUGCUGUAGAUCCUGCUACUGUCUUGGAACAACUUGAGCUUCAAAUUGCAAAAGCGAAAGAGGAAGCAUUUAGCAGGAAAGAAAUACUUGAAAAGGUUGAAAAAUGGUUAGGUGCAUGUGAGGAGGAGUGCUGGCUUGAGGAGUACAACAUGGAUGAAAAUCGCUAUAAUGCUGGUAGAGGUGCCCAUCUCAUGCUGAAGCGUGCUGAAAAAGCUCGUUCCACAGUGAACAAACUUCCAGCAAUGGUGGACGCGUUGGCAUCAAAAACCAUGGCAUGGGAGAAAGACAGAGGCGUGGAAUUCACAUACGAUGGUAUUCGGCUUCUUGCUAUGCUGGAAGAGUACAGUGUAUUAAGGCAAGAAAAAGAACAAGAACGCCAAAGGCAGCGGGAUCAAAAGAAACUUCAAGAACAGUUAAUAGCAGAACAGGAAGUGCUUUUUGGAUCAAAACCAAGCCCUUCAAAGCCCCCCCUGAGUGGAAAAAAGGUGCCGAGAACUUCAACCGGUGGUCCAGGUAGCAAAAGACUUUCCCUCGGUGGAGUGAUGCUGCAAACUCCUAAACCUGAUCCACUUAACUCCACAAAAGCUACUCCUCAAUCACGCACAGUCAAGAAGGGUCUAUUGCAAAAUGACUCACAUAACCACUAUCAGGAUGAAGGUCGGAGAGGCUUGGAUAGUGCUGGUCUCUCAGUGACACAGCACUCUGUCAACGCUGCAAAUGCUGGUGAUGUUGAAUCCAUGUUGCGGAAGCCAUUCUCUCCUGUCUCUGAGGUCAACACAACAAACUUGAUGGAAGACAUGAACAAAGCACAGAAAAUAUUUCCAAGUAACAACACAGCAAUGACCACACCAUCCAAAUUGGCUUCUCUUCCUGAUGAAGAGGAGAACAUGACCCCCAAGGCAAGACCAGUUCCAGUCCCUGCUACCCCUUCAACUGUGUCUGUACCCAUGCAGACUGCCAUAACUCCGGUUCCAUCUUCUGUCCUUUUUGGAGCUAACACCAUGGGCGAGAAGCCUGAAGAGAUUGAAUACUCAUUCGAGGAGAGAAGAGCUGGUUUCAUCCUUCCCCAGACACAUCUGAAGUCUACUAUACAAGUUUGACACGCUGGAUGAACUUGAUCAAGUUGGUCUGUCUUGCUUUUCUUACUUCUUGUGGUAUAUAAAGCCAAUUGUUAUUGGCUUUUCAUAUUCAUGUACAUACUACAUACUCAAUUGUUAUUGCCUUCUAUC